This is a messenger RNA of Microplitis mediator, 4233 nucleotides long. RefSeq lists its product as uncharacterized. The transcript has 4 exons. Bases 100 to 3642 code for a protein of 1180 amino acids. The record is from RefSeq and is a predicted model, not a curated record. Lineage: Eukaryota; Metazoa; Arthropoda; Insecta; Hymenoptera; Braconidae.
AUUUGACGUAGAAACGAAAGUAAAAAUAAUAUUAUUACACUCAUGGAUGUAAAACCAACAGAGAAUAGAAGGAUAAAUUAUUAAUUAAUAUACGACGAAAUGAAGGGUAUUACUAUAUUACUGUUGUCGAUAGUUGGCAUUUUUCAUGUCGAUGGGAUGCCAGUAAAUGAAGGAUAUGCGGAUAGCAAUGGGUACGUGACAUUGGGUACAGAUCCGGAAAAUGGGCCACUGGGUGCGAGACCUGAAGAUGAACCAAUGGGUAAAGGGCCUGACGAUGGACCAAUGGGUGGAGGACCUGAAGACGGACCAAUGGAUGAAGGGCCUCAAGAUAAUCCGAUGGGCGGUGGACCUGAAGAUGGUCCGAUGGAUGGAGGACCUGAAGACGGACCAAUGGGUGGAGGACCUGAAGAUGGUCCGAUGGAUGGGGGACCUGAAGAUAAUCUGAUGGGUGGAGGACCUGAAGAUGGUCCGAUGGAUGGGGGACCUGAAGAUGGACCAAUGGGUGGGGAACCCGAAGAUGGUCCGAUGGAUGGAGGAUCUGACGAUGGACCAAUGGGUGGAGGACCUGAAGAUAAUCUGAUGGGUGGAGGACCUGAAAAUGGUCCGAUGGAUGGAGGACCUGAUGGACCAAUGGGUGGAGGACCUGAAGAUGGUCCGAUGGAUGGGGGACCUGAAGAUGGACCAAUGGAUGGAGGACCUGAAGAUGGACCUAUGGGUGGAGGACCUGAAGAUGGUCCGAUGGAUGGGGGACCUGAAGAUGGACCAAUGGAUGGAGGACCUGAAGAUGGACCUAUGGGUGGAGGACCUGAAGACGGACCAAUGGGUGGAGGACCUGAAGAUGGACCAAUGGGUGGAGGACCUGAAGAUGGUCCGAUGGAUGGAGGACCUGAAGAUGGACCAAUGGGUGGAGGACCUGAAGAUGGUCCGAUGGAUGGAGGACCUGAAGACGGACCAAUGGGUGGAGGACCUGAAGAUGGUCCGAUGGAUGGAGGAUCUGAAGAUGGACCAAUGGGUGGAGGACCUGAAGAUAAUCUGAUGGGUGGAGGACCUGGAAAUGGUCCGAUGGAUGGAGGACCUGAUGGACCAAUGGGUGGAGGACCUGAAGAUGGACCAAUGGGUGGAGGACCUGAAGAUGGUCCGAUGGAUGGAGGACCUGAAGACGGACCAAUGGGUGGAGGACCUGAAGAUGGUCCGAUGGAUGGAGGAUCUGAAGACGGACCAAUGGAUGGAGGACCUGAAGAUGGACCUAUGGAUGGAGGACCUGAAGAUGGACCUAUGGGUGGAGGACCUGAAGAUGGUUCGAUGGAUGGGGGACCUGAAGAUGGACCAAUGGGUGGAGGACCUGAAGAUGGUCCGAUGGAUGGAGGAUCUGAAGAUGGACCAAUGGGUGGAGGACCUGAAGACGGACCAAUGGGUGGAGGACCUGAAGAUGGUCCGAUGGAUGGGGGACCUGGAGAUGGACCAAUGGGUGGAGGACCUGAAGAUGGACCAAUGGGUGGAGGACCUGAAGACGGACCAAUGUAUGGAGGACCUGAAGAUGGACCAAUGGGUGGAGGACCUGAAGACGGACCAAUGUAUGGAGGACCUGAAGAUGGACCAAUGGGUGGGGGACCUGAAGAUGGUCCGAUGGAUGGAGGACCUGAAGACGGACCAAUGGGUGAAGGACCUGAAGAUGGUCCGAUGGAUGGAGGACCUGAAGACGGACCAAUGGGUGGAGGACCUGAAGAUGGACCAAUGGGUGGAGGACCUGAAGAUGGUCCGAUGGAUGGAGGACCUGAAGAUGGACCAAUGGGUGGAGGACCUGAAGAUGGGCCAAUGGGUGGAGGACCUGAAGAUGGACCAAUGGGUGGAGGACCUGAAGAUGGGCCAAUGGGUGUAGAGCCUGAAGAUGACUCCAUUAACAAUGGAAAUGAUGGUGGUAUAUUUGAAAGAAAUGGUGACGAUGACGAUGAUAAGAAUGAAAAUGAUGACGGUGGUAUAUUCGGAGGAAAUAGUGAUGAUGACAACGAUGAAAAUGGAAACAGUGACGAUGACGAUGAUAAGAAUGAAAAUGAUGACGGUGGUAUAUUUGGAGGAAAUAGUGAUGAUAACAACGAUGAAAAUAGAAACAGCGGUAACGACGAUGAUAAGAAUGAAAGUGAUGACGGUGGUAUAUUUGGAGGAAAUAGUGAUGGUGACUCCGACGAAAAUGGAAACGGUGACGAUGACGAUGAUAAGAAUGAAAGUGAUGACGGUGGCAUAUUUGGAGGAAGUAGUGACGAUGACGAUGAUAAGAAAGAAAAUGACGACGACGGUAUAUCUGGAGGAAAUAGUGAUGGUGACUCCGACGAAAAUGGAAACGGUGACGAUGACGAUGAUAAGAAUGAAAAUGAUGACGGUGGUAUAUUUGGAGGAAAUAGUGAUGAUAACAACGAUGAAAAUGGAAACGGUGAUGACGACGAUGAUAAGAAUGAAAGUGAUGACGGUGGCAUAUUUGGAGGUAGUAGUGACGAUGACGAUGAUAAGAAAGAAAAUGACGACGGCGGUAUAUCUGGAGGAAAUAGUGACGGUGACUCCGACGAAAAUGGAAACGGUGACGAUGACGAUAAUAAGAAUGAAAAUGAUGACGGUGGUAUAUUUGGAGGAAAUAGUGAUGAUGACAACGAUGAAAAUGGAAACGGUGAUGACGACGAUGAUAAGAAUGAAAGUGAUGCCGGUGGCAUAUUUGGAGGUAGUAGUGACGAUGACGAUGAUAAGAAAGAAAAUGACGACGGUGGUAUAUCUGGAGGAAAUAGUGAUGGUGACUCCGACGAAAAUGGAAACGGUGACGAUGACGAUGAUAAGAAUGAAAAUGAUGACGGUGGUAUAUUUGGAGGAAAUAGUGAUGAUGACAACGACGAAAAUGGAAACGGUGAUGAUGACGAUGAUAAGAAAGAAAAUGACGACGGUGGUAUAUCUGGAGGAAAUAGUGAUGAUGACUCCGACGAAAAUGGAAACGGUGACGAUGACGAUGAUAAGAAUGAAAAUGAUGACGGUGGUAUUUUAGGAGGUGAUGAUGCCGAUGAUUCCAAUAACAGUGAUUCAGACAGUGCUAAAGAAACUUCCGAAAGUAGUACAGACAAUAGUGGAUCUCAGGUCGAGACGUCAGAUCCAAUUGGUGAUCAAUCUUACACUGUCAACAUUACAAGAGCUUCUUCAACUUCGAGCGAAAAUGACUUGGUCCAGUCAUCGGACGUGCCAAACAAAAAGUCAUUUAUCAAAUAUCUCCAAUCAAUGACUGACGAAAACGCGUUAUUAAUUAUGAAAGCCAACAUCAGUGUAGAUGACGUCGAAAUCUACGAUUCUACUACUAAAAACGACUUGACCAAUGUUUGCGAUACUUCAUAUCCCGCCGGAUCUGUCGCAGCAAACAUCAAGACAAUUCUUUCUACUACUAUCAUGGCCGGUGCCGAAUGUCCGAUUCAAAAGAACGCAUAUCGUACUGUUCCAUACGAAUUGGAUCCUCUCACUCUCGAGUUCAAGAAUCCAUUACCAUGCGGCAAUUAUUUGAUGGAUGUAACUCUCGAUACUCCUGAGAAAAUGAGAGCCCUUGAUUUAACUUUUAGUUGGACGAUACCCGUUAGUCCAAAUUGUCUAACAGAGCCCAUGAUGCUUAAAUCAUAACAAGCUAUUUUUAUUCUUUAAUCAAACGUCAAAUUAUAUAUAUCUUUCCAUUCAAACGUAAACAUCAACUGUUCAUUUUUAUAGGUGGUAGCAAUUCAUCAACUAAUUAUCUUACUGCGCUUAUUAUUACUUACGUAAUGUUAACUGAUAAUUAUAUAAGGUUGAAGUACCGUUUAUGGCCACUGCUCUAUUUUUGAACAUUUUGAUACUUUAUUUUAAUCAAUGAAAAAGUAUAAAAAAAACUUGGAUUGUAAUGGUGUUGUGAAAGUAUCUUUAAACACAUUUUAAAAAUUGAUUAGGAGAGAGUUGGGGGGGGGGGGGUCAAAACGUUGUACUUAAGGAAAUACUAAGUUCUCGCAAAAAUUUCAUUAUUUGAGGGCAAAAUGAGGUACCCCCUAAAUAUCCUGAUUAAACAAAACGUUUUUCAAGUGUCCAAAACUGGCUCUCAAGUGGUCAGAAAUGGCACUUCUACCCUAUUAUUCGUAAUUAUUCAUACAAAAUAAUGUAAUACCUUUAAGUAACCAAAAUUUCUAUUUUCUAUUAAACAAUCGUCUUUAUUUUAUCAAUAAGAAAAUAAAUUAAAUUACCCAG